Linum tenue is the source of this 4751-nucleotide messenger RNA. NCBI's taxonomy places the organism in Eukaryota, Viridiplantae, Streptophyta, Magnoliopsida, Malpighiales, Linaceae. The record is from the annotation of a GenBank genome assembly.
GUCGCCGAUUCAAUUUGAAAUAAUUUCGUCCGCGCUCACCCAGUACCCGGUACUCUACAGUCUACACUGGCAUUGAAUGCCCUCCUCAUCCCCGCCGACCAGCACCAAACUUCUCAAAAUCUCCGGCCGCCUUCCUCAAUCUACUCCCACGGUGGUACUCUACGCUUUAACUCUCUCAAUCUUUGGGCGAUUCAUGGUGGAAAUUGUUCAAAUCCUGUGAAGUUAGGUUUGGGAAGAUGACGACUGUAGAGAAGCUCAUAGUCCAGAUCUUCGAGAGGCACAAGUCGAUACUUGAGCAGGUCAAGAAGCAGACUGAACUCUUCGAUCGGCAUCUCGCUUCCAAAUGCGUCCUAGACGGAAUCUCCCCUCCUCCAUGGAUCUUGUCCCCUUCGCUCGACUCUCUUUCAUUGCAUCCCAGUGGGUUGAAGAAGGAAGAGCUUAUAUCUGGGCUCCUGCUUCCACGUCUCAAGCACCAAGCUUUUACCCUAGUGUUCACCAUCCCCAUUCCAAAAGGCCUUUUCUCCCCACUUCAUCGAAACAAGAAAAGCCUUUUGAUCCUGCUGCUAAUGAGUAAUGAUUCAGUAGGACAGUUUUCUGUUCUGUCUCAAUUCCCCGCCACUGACACUCCUGGUGCUCUCAACCAUGCUCGAGACUCACAAGAUCAUGAUAACUGUACUGAUCACAGUCGAUCAUUGGUGAGGAUUGAAAGAUCCAAAUCGAGGCAAAGGGCGUUGGAGAUUCGCAGUAGCGCAAGAUCAGCUAAACUACGUGCAAAUGAUGAGAAUGGUGAUCCUGGUUCUUGUCAAAAUAACGUUCAUUCCACAAAAGGAGAAGUGAAAGUGGCCGAAUCUUGGAGGAAAGAGGGCAGCAGUGGUCAUGAUAAUGUUAGAAUUCAAUCUGGUGCACUGUACCAACUAUCCAGUCAUAUGAAUGAGCUUCUUAGUAAGAAAAAAUCUUCUGAUAUUGUGAAGAAAGAUUUGCCCAGAGAGUCUACCUUCAUGUCAAUGCAGCAGUCCAAUUAUGCUGAUCGGAUGUCAGAAGCAGCCAAUUUUACUAUGGCUGCUGAUGAAAUUUGUGCAACAGAAGAAGUAAACGGUGGUGAUUGCAUUAUCAAUGAAGGUGGCAGCUUCAUUCAUUCUGGUGGAGCUAGAAGCUCAAGACAUUCAAGCCUUCAGAAUGAUGCUUUAAAGGCCGCUUCAGAUGAGGUCAAGUCCGUCAAUAAUGGAGCUAAAGGUGGUAGAUUUGAGCAUUCCAGUGAAAGAUCUUCAAAACAGGCUACUAAUGACAACAGGUUACAAGAAUCGGCCAAACCCUCUGCAACAUUCAGCGGGUCUCACGAACGUUCAAAUUUGAAAAUGACUGAUAAUGGGAGCAUAGAAAUGGGUAGCAAUGGUGAUUUUGUGAGAGUAACAAGAUCUACGAGAGCUAACCGAUCUCAACAAGGUGAUGAAUGUGUGCAGCUCAGUUGUCCUAUCAAUAACGGUAAAGAAGAUGGUUGCUAUUCAAACAGGAUACCCUACCAUGUUGAUGCCUUAAGGGACUCAAUUAAACCUAGGGUUGAGGUGCCUCACUUACAAAGCAUGGAAAUGAGGGGUGGAAUCAUGCGAAUACCUAAACCAACACAGUCCAUAAGCCCCGAUUUUCAAAAUGAUUAUGUUUAUGAUUUGCGGAAAAUGUGUGUUUCUUCUAACAUGGCUGAAGAUGCAGAUAUUGCAGUUGCAGAGCCCAACAGAUUAUCACAACUGCUUCUGUCAUCUAGGGUGAUUGGAAAAGAAGUGAGCUACCCGGAACAAGAGGGUACUCAUCCCAAUGGCCUGACUGUACGCACCACCAUUUUUGACAGUAAAAAAUGUGGAGCAGUUCCUGCUGACUCAGGCAUUAACUCUCCUGGGCUAGUUGUGGCUGAUUCGCUUACUUCAAGAUCUAACUCAGGUGCCCAUAGCAUCGGAGUUACCUCAAGGUCAGAAAGUGAAGAUGACAUGCUGAUGAAGCCCAAGCAACUUGAUUUUGAUGACAUGGAAGUUAACAGAACUUCCAUUUCUGAUGUCCAGGAUGACAAUGGUAUAAUGUCAUCAAAACAGUCUCCUGCAGAGAGACGAUCUUCCUGUUCAUCAACUGAAGUAACUUCUGUUGGCCACAUAGAACAGAACAGUUUGUUGCCCAAUAUGCUAUGCCUUAGUGGUUUCGAUAGCCAGGAAAAGCCUAGGAAGGAUUCAUCACAAGAUCUUGGCAAGGACACUGUUAACAGUGCUAGUAACAUGAACUCUGUACAGGAACAGAAUAGUAUUGCGUUUGCUCAAAACCCAUAUUUAUGUACUUCUUUCAUGGGUUCAUGGCCUCAAUACAAACGCAUGAAGCUGCAGAAGGCUAUCAGCUCAGAUGAUCACAAGCAUCCUGGGGAAGAAAUGCUUCAAGACUCGGAUAAAAAUACAGUAAAGGCACGUGAAGUUUUAUCAUCUAAGAUGCAAGUUAAAGAGGUCUCUGAAAGCUUUUAUCUGGGAAGAUUGGUUACUGAAAGCAUCCUGCAGAUGACAAACUCUGAUGCCGGGGGCACUCACAAUCCACCAGUUUAUCCAGUUGCCGCCUUAGUUUCUGUGGAUUCGACCGCACCUGAUGAAAAUGGACCAGAGUUGGAGAAAUUUGUUGUGGAAACAAAUGAUAAAGAGCCUUCCACUGCAGGACCUAACUUUUCGGAUCCAUAUAGGCACAACCCUUUCGUUCUAGACCCCCCAACCAUCUCGACUAGCCUUUUCGGAAACCUUGCUGAAGAUGCUGACGCCAAUAAGCAGUUUGAAUCCACCAGUUCCAAUUACUUGGGUGACCUCAGUGGCUUUACAUCUCAUGAAAUUUACGUGUUUCCUACUGACAGUGCUCCUUUCAUUCAUGGCAGUAGCAAAGUCUACAGUUCCCCGGUAAGGAAAUUCUGGGAACCUAUGCCAUUAAAGUCUCUGAGUUCAGAGAGACAAGCAAGUUCAAUUCCUGAUCUUCCCAGUAUAAAUGAAGAAGAGACUGAGAAUAUGGAUGAUGACAUAGUUAUCACCAGUCCAGAGAAUGCAAUAAAGAUUGUUGAGAGGAAGCCGCUUGUUGACAUCAUGGAAUCUGCAAAUCCUCCAGCUUCAAUAUGUAACGAAGAUGAUGUAAUAGAUGAUAGAUAUAGUAUUGCUUCUGUGUGCACAGAGUUCAGUGUGGCUGGUAGCGUUUGCAAAUUGGAGACUGGGAAUCGGAGAAUCAGCAGAAGUAGAUAUGGUUAUGCAACUAGCAAUAAGGGGAAGUCGAAGCAGCGCCAGCAGCAGCUGAGGGUCCCACUUGGAGUUAAAAGGAGUAAUGGUUCUUUACAGAAUAGCUUGUUCAGUAAGCCACCAAAGUUGUUGAGGAAGAAUGAACCGAGAAAAUUUAGCGCUGGUUUACUGGAGAAGGCGCCAAAACAUAACAAUAUUGUGUCAAAUGUUACUUCCUUUGUUCCACUGGUGCAACAACAAAAGCGAAUGGCUGCUGCUGCUGCUGCUGCUGUUACAGGAAAGAGGGAUAUCAAAGUGAAGUCCUUGGAAGCAGCAGAGGCUGCUAAACGACUUGCUGAGAAGAAAGAGAAUGAUAAAAGGUUGAAGAAGGAAGCUUUGAAACUUGAGCGGCGGGCAAGGAUUGAAGAGCAGAACUUGAGGCAGCUAGAGUUGGAGAAAGAAAGGAAAGAAGAACAGAAAAAGGAGGCUGAGAUGGCUGCCAAGAAACGGCAGAGAGAAGAAGAACAGAAGAAGGAGAGAAAGGAAAAGGAAGCGGAUCGAAGAUAAAAGAAAGCAGAACAUGGAACAGAGAGACAAAAUGAAUUAUGGUGACAAAGAAGAAACCAAGUGUGGAAGAGAAGCUCCGGAUGUCAAGGCAAGUAAACUGAUGGAGAAUGUCGAAGAAGAAAGGAUGGUCAAGGCAACUGGGACAACGAAUCCCAUUGGUUCUGCAGCUUAUGAUACAAGGAAUAUGAAUUCUGUUGAUAAUUCGAAGGAUGUUAUGGAAAACCAAAUAUGUGAGGGAAAAGAGAACAACUACAGUCUGGAAUCCGACAUUGUACCAGCAAGAUCAUACGAGAUUUCACCAUACAAAGGUUCCGAUGAUGAAGAUGAAGAAGCUGAGGAUGAUGAUGAUGAUGAUAAGCCCAAUACUAAAUUUAUUCCUUCUUGGUCCAGAAGAAGGGGCAUAACAUUUACUAUCUUGUCUCAACAAGCAAAGCUAGAUCCGGCAACUGUUUUCCCACUUGAAAGCUUUAUCAGUAAAGACCAAGUUAUAUUGCCCAGAAAGCUCCGGCACCUAUAGGUCACGACGACAACGACAACAUAUGGUCCAAGUUCAGGUAGAUUCGACGCCAAGGAGCCAGAGACUAUUCUACGAGGCCUUUUUGUACAUCCAACUCCCUUUUUUAUUUAUUUCACCAGAGCUAGGUAGAUGCGAUGAUAUAUAUUAAGAAAAGUAGUAACUCUCUGCCUUAGAGAGAGGUGACCAAGGGAGAAGGGUUGGCUGCCUAAUCUACUUUACUUUUGGAGAUUGUCGAUGUGCGCUGCUAGGUUAAUUGGCUACCAGCCAACUUUCUUGUUGUUGAUGCCUAAACAGCAGGAAGAUGAUUGUAGGUUCUUUUAUUAUGGCGAUGACCAGUUCAACUCGGGAAGCCAUUGCUUUCUUCUAUCUUGUCACCGCCCCAUCAAAAAGUAAUGAGUUAUGGGAAAUCUGAUUUGGUUGUUGAAUGGUGUAAGUGUCUUCUAGCCAGG